CGCAGACAAUGACCAGUUGAAGAUAGCUUCAUUAAUAUAUAAAUCAACCCCAAACAGAUCAUUCAGACCAUCUGUCUCCAACUCUCCUGUCAUCAGAAACGUACAAGCCCCUUUUCCUUUGAAAUCUGCUAUCUAAAGAUGGCCCCCAAGAUCUUCUUAACUGGUGCCACAGGCUAUAUUGGCGGCGAGGCACUCUACUCUAUUAGCCAAGCCCACCCGGAUGCCGACCUCACUUUGCUCGUGCGAAGCGAAGACAAGGCCAAGCUAGUCUCUGCGCAGUACCCAAGCGCCAAGUUCGUCUAUGGCGGCCUAGACGAUUCCGAGGCCCUCGAGAAAGCUGCUGCCGAGGCCGACAUCGUUGUUCACACGGCUGAUUCCUCUGAUCACGUCCCUGCCGCCAAAGCUAUCGCCAAAGGUCUUGCCGAAGGACACAGUGCGGAAAAGCCUGGUUACUGGAUCCAUGUUUGCGGAACGGGUAUUCUGCAAUGGUACGACUGGGACAAUAACAGAUAUGGGCAGUCACCGCUCCCAGAAGAGAAGUACCACGAUAUUGAUGAUAUCGAUCGCAUCACAAGUCUUCCACAUCACGUCUAUCAUCGAGAUGUUGACGAGAUCGUGCUAGCCGCAAACGAUACCAAGGUAAAGACGUUGAUCGUUGGUCCUCCCACGAUAUACGGUCCCGGCCGGGGACCUGUCAAUCAGCGCAGUAUCCAGGCCUACAAUAUGGCCAAGUUCACACUCGAGAAUGGUUUUGCACCCAUCAUGGCCGGCGAGGGCAGUCCGGAAUGGGACUAUGUUCACAUCCAGGAUCUCGGAAAUUUCUUUGCUCUCGCAGUGAGCGCCGCCCUCGACCCGGAGAAGGCGAAUAACCCGGAAAUUUUUGGUCCACACGGGUACUUUUUCCUUGAGAAUGGAACCUUCAGCUGGCGCUGGCUGGCCACGAGGAUUGCAGAAGAGGCUCACAAGCAAGGUUUCAUCCCUGAAGCGAAGACGCAGGAGGGUGACUACAAGAACUACGGAGCCAACUCCAAGAGUGUUGCGGCUCGUGCGAAGAAAUAUCUAGGUUGGGAAGCCCAUGGUACCAAGCUUGAGGACGAGAUCCCGAACAUUGUCGCCUCUGAGGCCAAGAGACUGGGAAAGUAAGACGAGAAGCUUUUGAGGUUACCUGUCGAUAAGUCUCAUUAUGUAAGGGGCUAAAAACAUCUUCGCUUGUUUUUCGUGAGUCGCUAGGUUCGAGACUUGAGUAGUUAAAAAAAAAAGUCCAAGGGGCCAGUGUCGAAAUUGAAACAGUUUGGACUAGGGUAGCUCCGAUGCAAAGGUCAUAUUAGUUACUAAAUACAAUACUCAGUAAAAUGUCAAGAUACCUAACCUAUUCACUUACAACUGGAGUUGGAAUGGCGAAUUCGCCGAGGGGUGUCGGAGCAAGGAGCAGGGGUACCUAGAUGAGCCAACUCUCUUCGGCUAGUUGAUAUUAAGAGUCAAUCUGAUUGGCCGGGUAGGCUUACAAGCUGAACCAAUAUGGCAAUUGCCAACUCUCCGAGGUGGCCCGGAGUUGUAGAUGUAUAUAAGUCAAGCCAUUCCAAACCGUACGCUUCAG
Messenger RNA from Xylaria bambusicola, 1597 nucleotides. RefSeq names its product nucleoside-diphosphate-sugar epimerase. The record is from RefSeq and is a predicted model, not a curated record. Lineage: Eukaryota; Fungi; Ascomycota; Sordariomycetes; Xylariales; Xylariaceae. Bases 139 to 1143 code for a protein of 334 amino acids. The transcript has 5 exons.